UGGAAAUGACGCCAUCGGUGAGCGACGGGCCUACCAUGGCGGCGGCGGCAGCGGCUGCGGGCACGGGCGGAACUGCUCGGACCACUGAGCCUCCGCAGCCGCCGCCGCCGCCGAGUCCCUGCUGAGGAGCAGCUCCGCUGGGUUGUGCAGCGUGGGAGGAGUCGGGCAGGACCCUGCCAGGAGCGGAGCCGUGGGCCCCGCUGGCCCACAAGCAGGCUUCGGCGCGAUGUUAUUCUCGCUGCGGGAGCUGGUGCAGUGGCUGGGCUUCGCCACCUUCGAGAUCUUCGUGCACGUUCUGGCGCUGCUUGUGUUCUCCGUGCUCUUGGCGCUGCGUGUGGAUGAUCUGGCCCCAGGCCUGACGUGGUGGAACGUAUUUGUGCCCUUUUUCGCCGCUGAUGGACUCAGCACCUACUUCACCACUAUCGUGUCCGUGCGCCUCUUCCAGGACGGGGAGAAGCGGCUGGCUGUGCUCCGCCUUUUCUGGAUCCUCACCAUUCUUAGCCUCAAGUUUGUUUUCGAGAUGCUGCUGUGCCAAAAGCUGGUGGAGCAGACGAGGGAGCUCUGGUUUGGCCUCAUCAUGUCUCCGGUCUUCAUUCUUCUGCAGCUGCUCAUGAUCCGGGCUUGUCGUGUCAAUUAGCCCCGUGUGGAAGGUAGGGGGAAAGAAAGAAUGCUGUCACAAACUAAGACCCCCAGCUAUCCUUGGACUGAAUGAAAUGCUUUUGAGGUCCUCAGCUUUUCUUCAUAAUCUUCAUCCUAACUACAGGCGGGUGGGCAGAUGUGUGGAAAAAAACACUGGUCACUAAAUAAAGGUAUUUUUUUUUCUUUCAGUUCUAUGUUUUUCUGUUUCCAUUAUUAUUGAUUUGAAAUGGGUUCCAGAUUGGACAUAUGUUCAAUUGCUUGGACUGUAAAGGAGCUUUGCUGUUAGAAAUUGCUUUUUAAUAAAAUAUAUUGUUGGAA
Messenger RNA from Monodelphis domestica (gray short-tailed opossum), 957 nucleotides. It is a transcript of the gene TMEM203, whose product is annotated as transmembrane protein 203. The record is from RefSeq and is a predicted model, not a curated record. Gene Ontology annotation, biological process: intracellular calcium ion homeostasis. Gene Ontology annotation, cellular component: endoplasmic reticulum. NCBI's taxonomy places the organism in Eukaryota, Metazoa, Chordata, Mammalia, Didelphimorphia, Didelphidae.